UGUCGGCGAAUGAUUUUAUUCCGAUUCGCUUGCCCGUUGCCGCUCCGGAUAGAGGACUGCGUAAACAGUAGAUACGUGUGCGGGUUACAUUCUUGCAGUACCCUGACUGAUUACGGAUUACAUACGCAUACACUAAUCACCUGCUUACGACUGACUGACUGACUGUCUGUGAGCCGCGAUCGAGGACAGCCCGCGGGUUCCAAUCCAGAACAUCAAUCACCCUUAAUGUUGCGCCGGGCCGCGUUUGGCUUCGCAAGAGCCGCCAGACCGUUUUCCGCCAUGGCGUCGCGCACUCCGGUCGAGGACGCGAUUAGGGAAAAGAUCACCGCCGGCCUCAAGCCCACCACGCUCGAGAUCUACAACGACUCGCACCUUCAUGCGCACCACGCGCCGAUGCAGGGCGUGACGUCCAAGGAGACGCACUUCAGACUCGUCAUCACCUCCGAGGCCUUUCGCUCCAAGACGCAGCCGGCGAGGCACCGUCUGGUUUACGGUCUGCUAAACGACGAGCUAAAGCGGGAGGGCGGCAUCCACGCGCUGCAGCUGCGUACCAUGACCCCGGAAGAGGAGGCAAAGCGGCGUGCCCAGGAAGCCGAGGCCGAGUAGGGAGGAGAUCGGAGCUCGCUCCGGAACCCUUUUGAGAUGGCCCAACAACCAUGGAAAAUGAUACCCCUUGUACUGUACGUCACUGUAAUGUAUAUAUGUACAGUACAUACCUACCUACAUGCAUAUGCAACAUGCCGGAGAGCAAACGUUACGCAAAUUUCAAG
Messenger RNA from Thermothelomyces thermophilus ATCC 42464, 770 nucleotides. RefSeq lists its product as uncharacterized. Lineage: Eukaryota; Fungi; Ascomycota; Sordariomycetes; Sordariales; Chaetomiaceae. The record is from RefSeq and is a predicted model, not a curated record. The coding region runs from base 280 to 606 and encodes 108 amino acids. The transcript has 2 exons.